Molecule: messenger RNA, 1119 nt
Organism: Dromiciops gliroides (monito del monte)
Lineage: Eukaryota; Metazoa; Chordata; Mammalia; Microbiotheria; Microbiotheriidae
Gene: MRPL40
Product: mitochondrial ribosomal protein L40
Exons: 4
Coding region: 137-766 (209 amino acids)
Cellular component (GO): mitochondrial large ribosomal subunit; mitochondrial ribosome
Source: RefSeq, a predicted model, not a curated record
GGGCGUUGGGCCGGCGGAGCGAGCAGCGCGGGACACCAGGCCGUGAGGCGCGUGCGCGGGGCGGGGGUGCGGACCGGAGUGAGAGCAGCCGGAGCGCUGAGCGGCGGCAGGAGGAGCCGGAGCCGGGGUCUCGGCCAUGGCCGCGCUGGGGGUCGCGGCGCGCGCGCUCGCUCGGCAGGGGCCCCGCGCCUGCCUUGGGCUGGGCUGGCCAGCCCCUCAGGCCCGCGAGAAGCACGUCUGGCAGGCGUCCCUGCUGUCCCUGCGGGCAGCCCUCCCGGUGAGAGGCGAGCCUCUCAGGAAGAAGAAGAAGGUGGAUCCCAGGAAGGAACUGGCGGCCAAGGAACGGCUGAAGAAGAGGAUUAAGAAGCUGGAGAAGGCCACGCAGGAGCUGAUCCCCAUCGAAGACUUCAUCACUCCUGUCAAGUACCUGGAGGAGCACAGGCAGCGGCCAGAGCUGCAGAUGCCCUUGGAGGACAGUGAGAGGAGGGUCUUUCUCAUGAAGAAGUGGGCCUUCUACAAGCAGCAGGAACACGAAGCUGAGCGUGAGAAGAUCACGUCCCUGCUGGAGGCCCAGCAGGAAGCCCUUCGGGAGCUGCGCCUGGAGUCGGAGCUGCUCUACCAAGCAGCCACCCGGCGAGAUGAGAACUUGUUUCCCUUUGAAAAGGAGGGCCCGAGCUACACCCCGGCCACCCCGGGCUACCAGCCUCCCGAGGGCAAGUACAAUGACAUCACCAAAGUGUACAUACAGGUGGACCAUAAGAGGUAGGCCAGGGGCCUCGCACCCGCUGCUGGGGGCUCGAAGCUGACCAUGGCAGAUGUCGCCCACCUUGUCCUGUGGAUUUCUCUGGGAGAGCCCUGGCCCCACCUACCUAGGAGCCAUCUUUUGUCCUUCUGAACUGUUCUGCAGCCUCUGGUCCUCAAGGUCCUCCCUUUGUGCUGACCCGGCCUUCAGGGAGCUCCUGGCCUAACGGAGGAGUCGGCCUAGACUUAAGGAGGUGCAUCCAGAGGGGGUGGGGCACUGGGGCCUCCUGCUGAGUGGCACUGAGGCCUGGAGGUUGUAUUUCCUUGGAUUUCAUAUGAAUGUAAGUGGCCUUUAAUAAAACAACAGUGAUUCCUAAA